Molecule: messenger RNA, 801 nt
Organism: Musa acuminata AAA Group (dessert banana)
Lineage: Eukaryota; Viridiplantae; Streptophyta; Magnoliopsida; Zingiberales; Musaceae
Exons: 1
Coding region: 56-559 (167 amino acids)
Source: RefSeq, a predicted model, not a curated record
CUUCCAAAACGGCUAAAACGGGAACGUAAAGGUCGGAAGCCUAAGGGAGGGGAAGAUGGCACGCAAGCCGUCCGACCCUCCCAAGAUGAUGCCUCCGCAAACCGGAUUAUCCUCUGUAGCCUUUCCUCCCGGCCGACGGUGGCAGCUGAUCGCGAAGGAGAAACAGAAGCCGAAGCUGGGAGCCCGGUUGGCGGAGGCGGCCGGGGAGACGGCGGCGGAGUGCGCGGCCAUCGUCUGCUGCUGCCCCUGCGGCCUUGCGAACCUCCUGUUCACCGCGGCCGUCAAAUUGCCGGCAGGGCUCGUCCGUCGGGCCCUGCGGCACAAGAGGAAGCAUGGCGCCGGCUUCGGCAAGAGGAAAGCCGGGCUCUUUCGGAACAGAGUUGGCUCCCUCGACGACGACGACUUCGGUAUCUAUUCGGGGUCUCUUCUGGUGGCGCUGGAAGCCGAGGAGGCGUGGCCAGUGAAGGUGGCGUCGCCGGAGGUGUUGGCGUUGGAGAAGGAGAUGUCGAAGAGGUUCUACAGCGCGGGGUUUUGGCGGAGCCCUUCGCAGAAGGAGUAGUGGGGUCGCCGUGCCUCUCUCGAGAAGGGAAAGGAUUAAAAACUCAGAACUUUGCCCCUCUCGCAUGGAGAAACAGAGGAGAAGCGUUCGAUGUCCCAACCAAAGGUGGUAUCUUUUCAGGAUCUCUGCUUCCAAUUGACAUCCUCUUGUACAUUUCAAAGAGAAAUUGAAUCCACUCGAAAUAUGAAUCUAUUGUUAUAAAAGACAUGGACUAAAAGUGCAUGAACUCCGUGUUUAAUUCA